CAACCGAAGGGAGGGCCCCACCCGCUCCAUCCACUCCCCACAUGUCAUCAUCUUCUUCAUAGAUAAGUUCUGAACUCCACUGAGAUUACGUGUCAACAUUCUUCAUUCAAUUCUCCCUCCUCCAAGUCCCAAGAACAAGGAAAAGUCCCCUCUUUCUUCGGAUCCAUUCAAUUUCUUGAACGAUCGAGAUCAAGAAACGUGGAAAAAAUGGAUCUUGAUGAGUGGGAAGUCUUGCCGGAAGAUGGGGUUCUUCUCGUCGGCGACGGCGAUGGUGGGAAGAGACUGUUUUCAGGAAACACCCUCGGCGGCGGCGGCGGGGGAGACAGUGUGUUUGAUAUGAACUACUUCGUCUGCCCUCCGCCGGGAAAUUCCUCCGGCCAAUUUGUCGAAAUUACAAGCAGAGAAACCGCCGGAGCUCUGCCGCCUCCGUUUCAAGUUCAGGUCGCCGUCGGCGACCAUCAGAACAGGGACACGGCGAGCCCCGUGCCCCUCUCGGUUCCAGCUCUGGUCGACGCCGGGGACCGCGGAGCAGAAACGGGUAAAGAGCCGGAAAGAGCGUCGCAGGUUUUCUUCAAGAAAAAGAAGGAAUCUGAGUUCCCGUCGGCGGACAUGAAAUUGGACCAUCCCAAGUCAGGCAAUAGCGCCGUCGUGCCGCAGAUCGACCUCGGGGAGCUUUACAAAGCCGACCAGGCUGAGGACGCCGACAAUUGCUCAUCGCCGGCAGGACAGGCGGAGGAUUACGGCGGCAGGGGUACCGACGGUGGCGAUCGAGAAAGGGGCGGCCGGAAUGUGUGGAACUGGGGGAUGGCCGGGAUCGGAGCGAUUUUUGGGUUUGGGGUAGUGGCGGUGGUAUCAACGGCGUGCAUUCUCUUCAUCGGAAGACGGGAGGAGCACCACCGGCAGAUUCACAAGCUCCGGUUUGAUAUCUAUGGAGAUGAGAAGAGGAUGAAGCAGAUGGUAAGAGAUGCAGGGAAGAUGAAUGGGGCUGCAAUUACAGGAGCUCACCUCACAUUUGGAGGCCAUCAUGAAGCACUUCACUCUAUGCAUUAAGAACUACUCUUGUUCUUUUGACAAUAGAAUUUUACCCCUCUUGAUCCAGUUUACAAACCUAACUCUCGCUUUCAUCUUGGAAUAUUAUUGUACCGUUCUAACGAAUGCCAAAGGAUUUGGAGAGAGUUGGGUUUGUAAGGUAGAUUAAGAAGGGCAGGACCGAUACUUCAGACCCAAUAGAGCAUCGUAUUAUCCCAAAAUGGUUCGACAUCAUUUUAUGACAUCAAUACCAAAAGAACCCACCCAAUUGUUACUAUAUUUCAAAUGUCUCAUGUUAUGUGUACAUAAUAAACCCUAGGUUAUACUUUUUCAUUUCAAGUGUGUGAUUAUAUACAAGACUUAUAUUGUAAGGUUGAUAUAAAAGCUUUAAGGUUGAUUUUAUUUAUUCAUUGAUGAAGUUGAAUGAUUUGUUCUCAGUGUGUCAUAUGUUUUCUCUUGUUUUCCAUUUCAAUGUGUCACAAAACAUUUGACUAAAGAUAAAAUGCCAUUGUUGCUCCAAGAGUUUUUAUGUCUAUAUUGGUGCUUCAAGCCCGUUUAACAAUUAAAAUACAUUGGUGCAAGCCAUCGGAGCUCCUCAAUAAUGCUCCCUCUGAGACACAAACUGGUAUAUGAGAACUCAUUUUAGAACAGAGGUAAUACAAUGUAAUGAAAUAUAGAAAGAAAAAUGGUAUAAAAUAUCUAAAGAUGUCUCAGAUUUCAACAAAAGCAUGGCCAUUACAAUAUAAGCCAAGCUUAGUCAGGAAAUUGAUAAUUUUGAUUUUGCUGGCUCAAGGAUGGCACAAAUUCAUGGAUAGAAAUCUCAAAAUGCCUCUUAACCAGCAACAAGAAUUCAAUUGUUCACAGAUUUGAUUCUUUUUUUCAGAAUAAAAAAGAAAACUAUAUAUCAAAAGGCAUCAGUUUUAAAAAGCUCGAAUUUUGAAGCCUCAUGGAUGAAUCAGCUCAAAAAAUAUAAACAUUCAUCAUCUGCCUUUCAAACAUUUCAAGAAACAAGUUGAAAUUUUGUAUGAAUCAACGGACUGAGAAACGAGAAAAUCUCAGAUUUUUUCACGCCAUAAACAAGUUCGAGUUCUAGAACAAGAACAACCAUCGUUCAUCUUGCUCUCCGCCCCUGUCUGAACCCUACGGUUGUCCGCUUAUUAGGCUCCUCCGUCGAGUUAUUCUAAGGCGAAAUCCAUACAUCCCAAAAAAAAAUCAAACCGAUUCAAAAAAACGACGAAAUUCAAGCAACGGAAAUGAAGAACGACUGAAAUCGAAGGGAUAUCCAGGGCGAAUUGGAGGAAAAUCGAUGGAGAUGAGCGAAGAUCCUCACCGAGCGCCCGGAUCUGAAGAUCCAAAUAAUGAAAUUUGGCCAGAAGAUUUUUUGCUAUGCGCCCCCUAACUAAGCCAGAUGAAACAGCAAGCGAAACUUGAAUCCCUAAGGCUACUCAGAAGGGCGAACGAACAAUAAAAUGGAGAGGAAAUGAAACGAAGAUUUGCAGAAACGAGUGGGGAAAUUAGGGU
Messenger RNA from Cuscuta campestris, 2550 nucleotides. The record is from the annotation of a GenBank genome assembly. Lineage: Eukaryota; Viridiplantae; Streptophyta; Magnoliopsida; Solanales; Convolvulaceae.